CCUACAACCGCCAGUGCCGUUCUCCGCUGCUAUUUUGAUUGUUCUUAUAGACAAAAUUUCGCAAGAAUAUCUUCGUUUACAGUAGCUCUCCUGUGUUUUAUCAUAAAGUCUCAAUAUCUUGCAACCGCCAAGUGACUUAAACCGUUCCACUCGUACGUUGAAUGAAUUAGCAAUCGGUGAAAGCAAACAUGAUUCGUGCUACGGCUAACCUGGCUCGCCUGCCGCUGCGAGGGAUGUCUGCCAUAACCGGUAUUACCGGUCAAAACUACCCGGCACUUCUUAAUUCACAAAUGGAUAAGGCUCUACUUCACUCGGCACAGGUCCGAUAUAAAUCGACCCCCAUUAAUACCAUUAUAAUGUUCGUUCCGCAACAAGAGGCAUGGAUCGUGGAACGAAUGGGAAAGUUUCACCGAAUUCUGGAGCCAGGUCUUAACGUCCUGCUGCCCGUUGUAGACCGAGUUAAGUACGUGCAGAGUCUCAAGGAAAUUGCUAUCGACGUUCCAAAGCAAUCGGCAAUCACCUCGGAUAACGUCACGCUCAGCAUAGAUGGCGUGUUGUACUUGCGGAUCCUGAAUCCCUACCAUGCCUCGUACGGUGUGGAAGAUCCGGAGUUUGCAAUCACUCAGCUCGCUCAGACCACGAUGAGAUCCGAGCUGGGAAAGAUGUCUCUGGACAAGAUCUUCCGCGAGCGUGAAUCACUUAAUAUCAGCAUUGUGGAUUCGAUUAACAAGGCCUCCGAAGCGUGGGGCAUUACCUGCCUCCGAUAUGAGAUCCGUGACAUCAAGCUGCCCAGUCGAGUUCACGAAGCGAUGCAGAUGCAGGUCGAGGCAGAGCGUAGGAAACGAGCCGCAAUUCUAGAGUCGGAGGGUGUUCGAGCAGCGGAGAUCAACGUAGCAGAAGGUAAGCGACAAAGUCGCAUCCUGGCCUCCGAAGCUCAAAAGCAGGAAGAAAUCAAUCGAGCUCACGGUGAAGCUGCUGCCCUGUUGGCUGUUGCUAACGCACGUGCCAAGGGUCUGACAAUGGUUGCGAACUCAUUACAAUCCAAGCAGGGUCGAGAUGCAGCCUCGCUGGCCGUAGCCGAAAAGUAUGUGAACGCGUUUGAGAAUCUGGCGAAAAAGAAUAAUACGCUGAUCGUACCAUCCAAUGCUUCUGAUGUGACGACGAUGGUUGCUCAAGCAAUGCAAAUCUAUAAUAGCCUGUCGGAGGAAAGGAAAGACGCCCAGACCAGCGACCCAGUCGCUGAAACUACCCUAGCGGAUACUGCCCUCAAUGAAUCCAUUAGUAAAGUUCCCGAAAAGUCGGUUUAGAAAUGUUAAUUGUAACGGCAGCAUUUAAAACAAAAACAAGUUUCGGCAAGUCGGAAAUAUUAAAAAAUGUUAAGCAGUACAAA
Wyeomyia smithii (pitcher-plant mosquito) is the source of this 1390-nucleotide messenger RNA. RefSeq names its product stomatin-like protein 2, mitochondrial (gene Stoml2). The transcript has 3 exons. NCBI's taxonomy places the organism in Eukaryota, Metazoa, Arthropoda, Insecta, Diptera, Culicidae. Gene Ontology annotation, cellular component: membrane. The record is from RefSeq and is a predicted model, not a curated record. Bases 189 to 1307 code for a protein of 372 amino acids.